Messenger RNA from Panicum virgatum (switchgrass), 1054 nucleotides. RefSeq lists its product as uncharacterized. Bases 321 to 806 code for a protein of 161 amino acids. The transcript has 4 exons. The record is from RefSeq and is a predicted model, not a curated record. NCBI's taxonomy places the organism in Eukaryota, Viridiplantae, Streptophyta, Magnoliopsida, Poales, Poaceae.
GCUAUAGGCCGAGCACUGAAACCGCUUUGCCAUGGCUUGGAUCCUUGCGCGAAGCUUGCUUGCCUGUCCCCGCCUGACUGCCUUUUGCUGCUGUGCGCUAGUCGCUAGCUGCGUCCUACAAAAACCCUCCGGCAGCCUCUCCACGAGAGAAAAGACUACAGGAAUAAUUGAAGCCAGAGAGAGGGGAGGCUGGAGAAGGAGAAGCAGAGGACGAGAGAGCCCGCGAGAUCGAGGAGGAGCUGACGCCAACGCCGACGACAACCGCGAGCCGGAGCAGCUGCCGCCGGGAGCCACUACGUCAACGACGGUUGGUGCGGAUCAUGGCGUGCCCUAAACAUUUGUGGCUUCUGUUUUCGAAGUUGAUCUGCUUUGCAGCCACCUUGACCUCGAUGAUGAUAUACUCUUGGAACGUCGGCACCGGCCGUAUCCGCAUCAGGGCUUUCAACUACAUGUAUCUAGCCUUGAUGUUGCAAAUCUCAGUGUGCACGCUUGAGUUGAUGUUUCAGUCUAUGAGCAUCUACUUUGGGUCGACCACCCCGGCGCCCAAUCAUCUAUUGCUCUGCCUAUUACUGAUCAUCGGUGAUUGGGUGCAGGUGCUGGCAUUGUUUACAGUGGGUACAGCGUGCACCAAAGAUCAAUUCAUCAGGUCCGUCGUCGUAAGGGCCAUGAUCCACUGCGUGCUGUCACUGGCAGCAGGGGUAUCCGCUGUUGUCGCGGCCUUUCUGACCUCGGAGAUCGGCAGAUCGCCAAAGCUCGUCACCGUCAAGCACAGGCGUAGAUAUCUGAGAACACAAAUGCGUGUGUAGCAUACACAUGCAGUAGAUGCAUGCUACCUAUAUAGCUAGUAGAUGCCUGAAUAAUUGGACUGUACUACGUGUGGCUGAACCUUUUCGUGCACUUCUAGGAUAUUUCCACUGUAGUGUCUACCUGUACAAUAUAUCCAUUAUAUGUUUUCUCGUAAUUGAACUGAACACUAUCAAGGAUAUUUCCACUGUAAGAUCCACUAAAAGGACGUUUGUAGUUGCAAAGAAAGGCAUGCAUCAUUGGUGACUUA